Gopherus flavomarginatus (Mexican gopher tortoise) is the source of this 946-nucleotide messenger RNA. RefSeq lists its product as uncharacterized. The transcript has 5 exons. Bases 136 to 834 code for a protein of 232 amino acids. NCBI's taxonomy places the organism in Eukaryota, Metazoa, Chordata, Testudines, Testudinidae. The record is from RefSeq and is a predicted model, not a curated record.
UAAGUGUAAAUGUACUGUUAAGGAACCCCUUAAUUUUUGUUCGAUAUCUAGAGACAAUAUUGGCAUUGGCAUGUUCCCAGUACAAAAAUAAGUGGAGAAACUGACAUACAAGUGAAGUCCCAUUUAAAGCAUCAUAUGGAGCAUCGCCUUGCUCGAAGGCUGAAGCAGCCUGUUGGAUGUCAGGCAACACUUCAGGAUGAAAGUCAAGCUUCCUUGGGAAAAACAGAGGCUUUUACUUUGAGGUCCAAAGAAAAAACUACAGAUCAGGCCAGAAGUCACCAUGCAAAUUCCAGUGCAUUUUCAGAUGGAUCUCAACAGAAGAAUAAAACCUGUUUAUCAGAAGAGGAGUUAUUCUUCAAAAGGCACACGACAGCAAUGCAGAGAGGGGUUUUCAUUGGGCAAAAGCAUGACAAUCCUGUCAUCCCAGAAAUCUUAUCAAAGGAAAACUUAGACACAAUUAAAAGCAUAAAGCUGGUUGCAAUAAAGCUAAAGCAGAAUAUGCCAAGUAACGUACUACAUGGUGGAUCAAAAGAGGCAGUUCUGACUGAGAAAACAGAACAGGUAGAUGAUAAUCAGGCUGGUGUUAACCAAAAUAUUCUGGGAACUGACAAGUCAUCAAAAGAAAAGACAGUUGAGACUCACACCAAUAAAGAACCAGAAUCAAAUAUUUCAGAUGAGCAGGAUUCUCCUAAUGCGUCUCCACUCAUACAACAUAAACUUGCGGUCAAAUAUGAGAAAGAAAUGCAGCUUCAUAAUCAGUGGUACAAACUGGAUGAAAAUUUUGAACGAAGUGUUUACAGGCUUCUACCUAUCAGCUUUGUCACACUAAUAUGAGAUGAGUGUUAGUUGGGGAAAGGAUGGAAUCAACCCCAUCAGCAACAGAUCCCAUGCCUACUAUUUUGAACACCUGUGCAGUGACUUUCAGAAAAUUUGUCAUCACCCACUU